AUGGCGCCCCCCUCCCAGCUCACCGUCGCGACCCUCUCCGUCACCAGACUCCUCAAGGAGGAGAUCUCGUACGAGAAGGAACUCAUCCAGCAAAGAGGCAAGGUCACGACUCUGGAGAAUGAGAUCAAGGAAGGCAAGCCCGAUGAGGACGGAAACCGGGAGUACAUGCUCAAGCAGCUGAAACUCGCGGUGGAGGAGACGCAAAAGGUGUUCCCCGAGCUGAGAACCCGCGUCGAGGACGCGACCGUCAAGCUGGAGGAGCAGAUUGCUCUGGCUGAGAGCGGCGGUGCGUCGCCUGAGGAGCUGGAGACGGCGAGACUUGCGCUCGCAAAGGGCAAGGAGGAGAAGACGUAUCUCAAAGACGACGUCUCUGCUUAG
This is a messenger RNA of Colletotrichum paranaense, 378 nucleotides long. RefSeq names its product tubulin-specific chaperone Rbl2. Lineage: Eukaryota; Fungi; Ascomycota; Sordariomycetes; Glomerellales; Glomerellaceae. Gene Ontology annotation, biological process: tubulin complex assembly; post-chaperonin tubulin folding pathway. Bases 1 to 378 code for a protein of 125 amino acids. Gene Ontology annotation, molecular function: beta-tubulin binding. The record is from RefSeq and is a predicted model, not a curated record. Gene Ontology annotation, cellular component: microtubule cytoskeleton; cytosol. The transcript has 2 exons.